Messenger RNA from Soboliphyme baturini, 944 nucleotides. The record is from the annotation of a GenBank genome assembly. Lineage: Eukaryota; Metazoa; Nematoda; Enoplea; Dioctophymatida; Soboliphymatidae.
AUGUGCAGGAGCGUCAUAUCUGCCUUGGUCACUAGCGAUCUCCUCGCCUACUUCGCACUCCACUGCCGACUGCCGUGUCCGCCGGCUUGCUUUUCAGAUGCGCUUCCUCCUCUGACCUUAGCCUUGAAGACUCCCAUGACGCGGGUGCACGUGGACCGUGGGAUUGUUGCCCGCUCCACAUCAGAAGAAGGAAAUGUCGACUUUCGGUGUCUGGAGCAGCGUUACAGUAAUAUUUUGCAGAGCUCGAAAGAAAUGCGUUUUUCAUGGGUGAACAGUCCGCUAAUCACUGCGCUUGAAAACGGUGACUGGAUCUUGGUAGAAAAUGUCAACUUGUGCAGUUCAUCCGUUUUGGAUCGUCUCAAUGGUCUACUGGAGAAAGACGGUGUCUUGAGCGUUAGCGAACGAGGAAUGGUUGAUGGCUCGAUCCCUACAUAUAAGCCAACACCGUCGUUUAGGGCCUUCUUUACAAUGAGCGCAGAAUACGGUGGAAUCUCAAGAGCGAUGCGCAAUCGGGGCAUUGAAAUUUACGUGCUUGCAGAAGACUCUUGGUUCAACAACAACGUUGACGCCAUUAACGUUUUGGUACGCAACUGCGGGCUGGCCGAGUCGUCGGCUAUCGCCUUGCUAAAAGUCGCUCGCCCUGCGUUGAAAGCUGGAAUGAUGUCACCAACCGAUCUGAUACGCGGUGCUUUUUCCACCAACGAAUUACUGCAACAGAACAAUGAAUCCCCGGCGUUGUGCGCCAAGACCAUGCUCAAAAACGUUCUUAUCGACGAGGCUGAUUUUGUCAUCGACAAGAUUAAUUCUGAACCUGCUGAAGAGGAACAGCCACGUUCUCGUCCAGUUUCCGCAUUACAGUGUCUGACAAACAUGGAGCUUAUUUCGUUCUUGCGAGACUCUCGCUUCGCAGAAGAUCUCAUGCUUUCUGCUGAUGGAAGGUAAUA